AUGACCGUCAAGCCCAAGGUGCACGGCGCCAUUUUCGAUAUGGAUGGUACACUUCUUGAUACAGAAGAGCUAAGUCGCCUCGCUAUUGAUGGUGUCGUGCGUCAAUUCGGGAGCGAGUUUACUAUGGCGAUGCACAAGACCAUUUUAGGUCGCCCUGCCGUUGAGUGGACGCGUAUGGCCAUCGCCGCCGCUGGCCUGAGUGAGGAGACUAUCACAGCAGACGAGCUUUUUAAACAAUGGGAGAAGAGUAUGCGCUCAAUGUCAGACCGUGUUCAAGAGUUACCGGGUGCCUUGGAGACAUUAAGUGCACUACACGCUCGGGGCAUUCCCUUGGCACUUGCUACAUCUAAUAGUAAGAGUGUCGUGGAAACAAAGAUCGCGCAUCACUCAAAACUUUUCUCAUUCUUUUCUACGAUCGUGUGCGGCGAUGAUCCCGCCGUAAAACAAGGCAAGCCUGCACCGGAUAUCUUUCGUACAGCAAGUCAACGUCUGUUUGGUCUGAAUGAAGGAGAAGAUGGCGACAAACCGCCACGCUGUAUUGUUUUUGAGGAUUCGGUGAAUGGCUACAUUGCUGCAAAUGCGGCGGGUAUGUAUAGCAUUGCUAUUCCUGAUGUGCGGAUCCAUACAGAAGAAGCCCAGAGAAUGCAUUUGUUUGGUCAAGCAGACGAAGUGAUUACUUCACUCACCCAAUUUCAAAUUGACAAUUACGAAUGGCAAAUUUAA
Plasmopara halstedii is the source of this 723-nucleotide messenger RNA. Its product is annotated as histone-binding protein rbbp7. The record is from RefSeq and is a predicted model, not a curated record. Lineage: Eukaryota; Oomycota; Peronosporomycetes; Peronosporales; Peronosporaceae. The transcript has a single exon. Gene Ontology annotation, molecular function: phosphatase activity. Bases 1 to 723 code for a protein of 240 amino acids.